This is a messenger RNA of Fragaria vesca subsp. vesca, 1004 nucleotides long. RefSeq lists its product as uncharacterized. The coding region runs from base 235 to 669 and encodes 144 amino acids. The transcript has 3 exons. The record is from RefSeq and is a predicted model, not a curated record. Lineage: Eukaryota; Viridiplantae; Streptophyta; Magnoliopsida; Rosales; Rosaceae.
GAAAUUGAAAUUAAAUAGUGUAUAUGUAGUGAGUUGGAGUUGUUUGGGUUUCCUGCGACUUCGAAAUUAGCCCUCGCUUCGCUUCGACGACUUGGCCUUCGACCGUUCGGCGCCGCCGUCAACGAAACUUCCGUGCCGGAAAUAUCGCAACGUUUAUGCGGGCUUGUCUUUGCUGUUUGCUAAAGUUUAGCCAAGAAUCUGAGAUACACCUCUUUAGAGAGGCUUUGAGCAUCCAUGGGAGGUGCUUCCAUCACAGCUGGACCUAACUCUUCCAACUCCACACUUCAGCUCCCUUCUCAGCAAGAUGACGACCAAUCAGAGAAUGUCAAAAAAGAAGAAGAAAUAGAAGAAUAUGAAGAAGAAAAUGAAGACGAAGAGAAAGGUGAGUGUGGAUUUUGCUUAUUCAUGAAAGCAGGUCCGUGCGGAGAGAGAUUCACAGCUUGGGAACAGUGCGUUAAAGAUUCUGAGAAGAACAAGGAUUAUGCUGCUGUAAAGUGUGUCGAGGUUUUCAAAACUUUGAAUGAGUGUAUGAAGGAGAAUCAAGAGUACUAUGAUUUUAUUUUGAAGGCUGAGAAAGCAGAAUUGGAGAAGAAAGAGGAUUCUAUCAGUGAGAGCUCGGAGCACAAAGCCAGUUCAAUUGGGGAUUCAACUGACAAGCAAGAAGGUUAGCCAGUCUGGUGCUUCUUGAUUUUGCAUUGACAAUUGGAAAGGGUAUUGCUGGGAUGGGGCGGUAUUUAUUAGAUUCUCCCUCAUUGUUGAUAGUUGUUCUUGCUGAGAUGAACCGUCAUUAGUGGCGACUAUUAUUUUUCUUAAUUGUACAUGGAAGAGACCCACUAGGUAUCCGUAUUCAGAGUUAUCAAAUGUAACAAAGGCAGUACUGCAUUGAUAGAGAAAUACUUGUUUUGAGGAGCCAGGAAGUCUGAUAUUUCAGCUCACCGGUGAAAUGCAAGUUACACGAAUGUGAUGCUUAAUAUGAAGUCAUUAUGAUCCAAAUAAGUUUUAUC